AUGGCUGUGCGGGCAGUGCCAUCGAAAUGUCGCCCAUUGGGGCAAGUGUUCGGUCCUCGGAUUCGACUGCACGGAACUAAAGACUCGACCAAGGGCCGCGAACUGCUGCUGGCCAGAAACGCUUCCCGAAGGAUAAAAAUUCCAUCAACAGUCAACCACACCGUUUACUGCGAAGGCGAUUCCUCCAAGAAGCCCAGCGACGGUCAGCCUACGGAGAAGCAGUUGGAACGAGUCCACCGGGUCCUGUUGCAUACGCUACCGAAUCUGUUCGUCCAGCCGCUCGAUUAUUCUAUUUACAGUCCGAAUGUAAUCUUCGAAAACAACAUCCGCGGCACGCGAACGGUCGGGUUGUUCUACUACGUCAAGCAGGUGGCCCUCCUGCGCACCGUGGGCCACUUAAAGUUUGCCUACGUCACGUUCGACGUGCUGAAGAUUACCACACAUCCCGAGGACGGCACCGUCAGGGUUCGGUGGCGCAUACGGGGCAUUAGUGCGCUCCGGGUGUUGCUGAUGCUUUGGAAGUACAAACUGUGGCAGUUGAAGGACAUUCUCCACGACCAGGAAGCCUGGUACGAUGGGUUCUCGGUGCUGCACGUUAGUCCCGACGGGCUCGUGUCAAAACACGUCGCCGACAAGGUAAUGCCGGAUGACCACAGAGUGCAAGCCGAUGGCAGGACGAUACCAGUGGCCACUUGA
Messenger RNA from Anopheles bellator, 696 nucleotides. RefSeq lists its product as uncharacterized. Lineage: Eukaryota; Metazoa; Arthropoda; Insecta; Diptera; Culicidae. The transcript has a single exon. The record is from RefSeq and is a predicted model, not a curated record. The coding region runs from base 1 to 696 and encodes 231 amino acids.